Chiroxiphia lanceolata (lance-tailed manakin) is the source of this 2469-nucleotide messenger RNA. It is a transcript of the gene NFYB, whose product is annotated as nuclear transcription factor Y subunit beta. Gene Ontology annotation, molecular function: RNA polymerase II cis-regulatory region sequence-specific DNA binding; protein heterodimerization activity; DNA-binding transcription activator activity, RNA polymerase II-specific. The coding region runs from base 170 to 787 and encodes 205 amino acids. Gene Ontology annotation, biological process: regulation of transcription by RNA polymerase II. The record is from RefSeq and is a predicted model, not a curated record. The transcript has 7 exons. Lineage: Eukaryota; Metazoa; Chordata; Aves; Passeriformes; Pipridae. Gene Ontology annotation, cellular component: nucleus; CCAAT-binding factor complex.
GGAGCGCGCUGAGGGAAGAGCCGGCGCGAGUGCCGGGGAGGCGGCGCGGAGGGAGGGCAGCCCGGCUGCGGGAAGCGGGGCUCCGCGCUGGGACUGGUUCCUUCGCAGCCAUUUUCCGUCCAACCAAACAGCCGAUUUGCGGAGGGAGCCAACCAGGGCCGCACUGGAGAUGGAUGGUGAUAGCUCCACGACAGAUGCUUCUCAGUUAGGAAUUGCUGGAGAUUACAUUGGUGGCAGUCACUAUGUGAUACAGCCUCAUGAUGACACAGAGGACAGCAUGAAUGAUCAUGAAGAUACGAAUGGCUCAAAAGAGAGUUUUAGAGAACAAGAUAUAUAUCUUCCAAUUGCAAAUGUGGCAAGAAUAAUGAAAAAUGCCAUACCCCAAACAGGAAAGAUUGCUAAGGAUGCAAAGGAAUGUGUACAAGAGUGUGUAAGUGAAUUCAUCAGCUUUAUAACAUCAGAAGCAAGUGAGAGGUGUCACCAAGAGAAGAGAAAGACCAUCAAUGGAGAGGAUAUUCUCUUUGCCAUGUCUACGUUGGGGUUUGAUAGCUAUGUUGAACCUUUGAAGUUAUACCUCCAAAAAUUCAGAGAGGCAAUGAAAGGAGAAAAGGGAAUUGCGGGAACAGUUACAACUGGAGACGGUCUAAGUGAGGAGCUCACAGAGGAAGCAUUUACUAACCAGUUGCCAGCAGGCUUAAUAACCACAGAUGGCCAACAGCAGAAUGUUAUGGUCUACACAACAUCAUAUCAACAGAUCUCCGGUGUUCAACAAAUUCAGUUCUCAUGAUUUUGAAGAAAACUUUUUAUCUGGGAACAUGAGACGGAAAACCUGUGCAACUCUAAUGAAGAGGCAGUUUUAAUGACUGGUGAAGAGAUUUAUCUCUUUGUAUAUUAAAUAGCUGUAAUGUAGCUACCAGAAGCUUGACUAAUUGAGGUGUGAGUUCUGACUCAAAUCUUUUUCAUGAUGAUUUUAAAAAAAAUAAUUGGAUUUUAAAGGUAUUAAAGUAUUUUUGUUUUGUACAAGAGUUUGUUGCUCUGUAUAACUCCUGUAUGCAUUGUAUAUUGCAAUUUAUUACUGUCAGAGAUUUGUAGACAGUUUCUUAUUUUCAUAUUGAAUCAUGUUACUUUUGUAAUUCAGGUAAACAGCUGGGUUAAUUCAUGUUUACCCUUUUAAUUAAAUUGUAAGGGUAAAGUUCAUUUUUGAAUGCAAGUUGCCUUUAUUAUAAAGAUUGAGUUGGUCUUGGUUAUGUAACUUGUCUUGCAUGACAACCUCAACUAACUUUACAUGUCAGCAUAUUUAUUGAAAUUUUGAAAGGGACUUUUUCCUCAUGAAAUGAGCAGCUCAAAAGAAUUGCUACAACUGUUUUUUUAAUGUAACUUCUGAAUUAAAAGUUAAUCAAAACCAAUGAAUGCUCUACUACAUUUAGGGGCUUAGAGCUUAUCAACAGUGCCGAAAGCACUGACUGUGUGUGAUGCAGGUUUUUUUUUCAGUUGCAUUAACUCUCCUUUAACUUACUUUGAUAUUUUUAAGGUGGUCUUUCUGCCUUCGUUUUUAUGUAUGGUUUUUAGAAUCCAAAACUUAGAAAUCCAAGGCUAGUGGGGGAGGGGGGGAUUUUAUAGUCCUUGUGGUAAAAGAUCUCAUUUUAACUUUUUACUGAAAUGUUUUAAGGUUUCUUGUGAGACUGUGGGAACUCAAAUGUGUUAGUGACUUUGUGUGCAGGCUGCCUGUGUGUGUGUGUGUGUGUGUGUGUGUGUGUGUGUGUGUGUGUGUGUGUGCAGGAGUGGCUGAAACUUGAACAAGUGAUACAAACCUGAAAUGGAAGACAGACUUCUAGUUUGCUGUCUCUUUCCUGGUUUUGCAAUAAACUCUUCCUGGGUAAUGUAGUUCUGUAUAUUUAGUGAGCUGUUCUUGGUAACAUUUCUGUUUCUUUAAUAAUUGGGUGGGUAAUUUUGUUGCCAUGUCUUAGCCUGUUAGGGUAAUGGUGGGGGUUUCAGUAAUAUAUCUUACUCAGACUGAAUUUUGGGACCUUUGAUAUUUUUACUGUUUGCAGUGGACUGCAAUGUAAUAUAAUAAUUAUCUUUCCACCUACAUGUCAUUAAUUUAAGCAAACCACACCUUGCAACUGUUGCCAUAUAAUUUCUUGCUGGUUUUGUCUUUUCUGAAAAAAAAAAGAAAAAAAAAGCCAAAAAAAAAAAGUAACAGUUCAGUAUUGGGAAAAUAGCUUAAACUAAGACAUCCUGGAAGCCUGAAAUAGGCAGUUCUUUGCUAAACAAAAAUUUUAUGUAUGUGCAGAUUUAAACAGCGUUUCUUACGUGUCAGCAUCAUGCUGGCAGAGCCUUUGGAGGUGAUCCAGUGUAUUCUGUGGCAGUCUGGACGGAUGUUCUGGGUUUUGUGGCAGCCUGUCAUUCUUCAGCAGCUAUGACUGAACAAAUGGAGUUUUUCAUUAAAUGUAAAAAUGAAUAAUACAA